Messenger RNA from Symbiodinium natans, 729 nucleotides. NCBI's taxonomy places the organism in Eukaryota, Dinophyceae, Suessiales, Symbiodiniaceae. The record is from the annotation of a GenBank genome assembly.
AUGGCAGAAACACGGGAGGAGAUGCUGCGAGGAGUCCUGGGGGAAAUUGAGAAGCUUCUCGUGAAGCUGCUCAUGGAGUCUGAGAGAACCACCACAUCCGAGAACAUGUUGCUGCGGAACACCUCCACCGAUGCCCUAACCCAGUCCCUGCCGAUGGCCAGUGCCGCUCUCUCUACGGGAGACACCAUGAAGCAGCGAUAUCCCCUUUCACCGACUUCUCCGACUGAACCUCCGCCCCUCCUUUCUGAGGAGGCGCUGUGCCAGAAGGAGAACAGCCGCCACAGCAACCGCAGCAGCAACCACAGCCAGAAGGCAGAGCAUCCCAGCAAGAAGUCUCUGCGCUCUGUGAACAUCGUAGAUGAGCUCUAUGAGCUGGAUGGCUCAUCCCUGGAGUCUUUGGAGCUCUUUCAGCUCAACGAGUGCUGGGACCACAUGGGUGACGCUCACGUGAGCAGGUUCACGCGCCGUGCAUCCAUGGCCAUAACCGCGAAUUCUCACAUGGCCAUCUCGUCGCCGAUCAUCCCGAUCGCCCAGAGAAGGAGGUGCACGGCUGUCAAGCAGGUUUGGGCAAGCACCUUCCUGUUCCUGAUCCUUCUGGAGCUUGUGCAGUGGCCGCUGAUCGCAUUUCAGUCCCGGUAUGUUGGAAACAUGGACUUCGUGAAGCUGGGCUUUGAGCCACUUCGGCUGCACGAGUUGACGGUGCCCGGAUUCUGUCUUCCCUGGUCCUAG